AUGCCUGUAUCUGACGAGGAGCCAGAUAACCUGUCACUCCUCCUGGAGGCAAUUAAAAACCAAUCUAUCCACCGCUUGGAGGGCAUUCUGCAGGACAUUGUCAAGCACAGCCCAGAAGGCCGCAAAAUCGCUUCAAAAUGGCUACUCGCAGCGAAGAAGGAUGUGAAAUCUGAGCCAGCUGCCCCCGUUUCUCCCAUUACUCCCAUUACUCCCGUUACUUCUGCCCUACCCGUCAAGGAAGAGUCCAUGGCCAGUGUCCCGAUGACAUCCCGUUUCGAAAACUGCAUCUACUGCCUGGAGAAUUUCGAGGUCACGCAAAAUUCGGAGACGAGCUGCAGAUAUCAUCUUGAGCCUAACGUGGUCGACGAGGAGUAUUUCAAAGCUGAGAUUGCUGCUGGAUAUGCUGUUGAUAGUGAUGAAUAUCGUCUGGCUUGGCCAGAGGGGUUUUUCUAUCCUUGCUGUGGAAUGGGGUUGACCGGGGAUAUGUGCCAGGUUGGUUGGCAUAAGGCUGCGGACCCGAAUGACCGCCCCCGUAAGCGGACUCGUCAGAGCGAGUUCGAAUGA
This is a messenger RNA of Penicillium verrucosum, 564 nucleotides long. RefSeq lists its product as uncharacterized. Bases 1 to 564 code for a protein of 187 amino acids. The transcript is spliced from 2 exons. The record is from RefSeq and is a predicted model, not a curated record. Lineage: Eukaryota; Fungi; Ascomycota; Eurotiomycetes; Eurotiales; Aspergillaceae.